Molecule: messenger RNA, 4232 nt
Organism: Apus apus (common swift)
Lineage: Eukaryota; Metazoa; Chordata; Aves; Apodiformes; Apodidae
Product: ras GTPase-activating protein 1-like
Exons: 20
Coding region: 10-2574 (854 amino acids)
Biological process (GO): regulation of GTPase activity
Molecular function (GO): protein binding
Source: RefSeq, a predicted model, not a curated record
CUCAACAUAAUGGCGGCCGGGGCUGAGGAGGGCGGGUCGGUUACCUCCGCCGGGAUGGUGGGAGCUGUUGGCGGAGCUGAGUCGGAGCACUACCCCACCUUAUGCCGGGGCAAGGAGCUGGGGCCGCAGGGCCCCUUCCUGGUGGGCUCUGGCGGGGACAGUCCAGGCGCCGGCGGUCCGGCUUUGUCCUCGGCGCUGGGGCUCCUGGCUCUAGGCUCGGGGCCUGCCCCUCUGGUGUCCGGAGGCGGUGGCGCCGUGACAGCAACUAGCCAGGGGUCGGAGGUGUCCGGAGGGGUGGUGCCCCCACCCGAACAUAGCAUUGUCGCCUUUCCCCCGCUGCCGCCGCCACAGCCACCUUCCUUGGCGGGGGUACUGGGGACCGUGGACGAAGGCGACUCGUUGGAUGGACCGGAAUAUGAAGAGGAGGAGGUGGCCAUCCCGCUCAACGCUCCCCCCACGAACCAGUGGUAUCAUGGAAAACUUGACAGAGCAAUUGCAGAAGAACGUCUUUGGCAAGCAGGAAAACCUGGAAGUUACCUUAUUCGAGAGAGUGAUCGAAGACCAGGUUCAUUUGUGCUUUCAUUUCUAAGUAAAACAAAUGUCAAUCAUUUUAGGAUUAUUGCCAUGUGUGGAGACUAUUACAUUGGUGGGCGUCGCUUUGCUUCGCUCUCGGACCUAAUUGGUUAUUACAGUCAUGUGUCUUGUUUGCUAAAGGGGGAAAAACUGUUCUGUCCAGUAGCACCUCCAGAGCCUGUGGAGGAUAGAAGGAGAGUUCGAGCAAUUCUACCCUACACCAAAGUGCCAGAAACUGAUGAAAUAAGUUUCCUUAAAGGAGACAUGUUUAUUGUCCAUAAUGAAUUGGAAGAUGGCUGGAUGUGGGUUACAAAUCUACGCACAGAUGAACAAGGUCUUAUUGUAGAAGACCUGGUAGAAGAAGUGGGAAGAGAAGAAGAUCCACAUGAAGGCAAAAUAUGGUUCCAUGGGAAGAUCUCAAAACAAGAGGCUUACAAUUUGCUGAUGACAGUUGGUCAGGUGUGCAGUUUUCUUGUGAGGCCUUCAGAUAAUACACCUGGUGAUUAUUCACUUUAUUUUCGGACCAGUGAAAAUAUUCAGCGUUUUAAAAUUUGCCCAACAUCAAGCAAUCAGUUUAUGAUGGGAGGCAGAUAUUAUAAUAGUAUUGCUGAGAUCAUUGAACAUUAUAGAAAAGAACAGAUUGUUGAAGGAUAUUACCUUAAAGAUCCUGUUCCAAUGCAGCAUCAAGAACAAGUGCUUAAUGAUACAGUGGAUGGAAAAGAAAUCUACAAUACAAUUCGUCGCAAAACAAAGGAUGCUUUUUAUAAAAAUAUAGUCAAAAAAGGAUAUCUUCUAAAAAAGAGUAAAGGAAAGAGAUGGAAAAACUUGUACUUUAUAUUGGAAGGAAACGAUGCCCAGCUUAUUUAUUUUGAAAGUGAAAAACGAGCCACAAAACCUAAAGGAUUAAUAGACCUUAGUGUGUGUUCAAUCUAUGGAGUACAUGACAGUUUAUUUGGCAGGCCAAACUGUUUUCAGAUAGUAGUUCAGCACUUCAGUGAAGAGCAUUACAUCUUUUACUUUGCAGGAGAAACUCCAGAACAAACACAGGACUGGAUGAAGGCUCUGCAGAUGUUUUGCAGUUUGAGAAAAAACAGUCCUGGGACAUCAAAUAAACGUCUACGUCAGGUCAGCAGUCUUAUUUUGCAUGUAGAAGAAGCUCAUACGCUCCCAGUAAAGCAUUUCACUAAUCCGUAUUGUAACAUCUAUCUGAACAGUGUCCAGGUAGCAAAAACACAUAUCAGGGAAGGGCAGAACCCUGUAUGGUCAGAAGAAUUUGUCUUUGAUGAUCUUUCAUCUGAUAUUAAUAGAUUUGAGAUAAGUCUUAGUAACAAAACAAAGAAAAGUAAAGAUCCAGAUAUAUUGUUUAUGCGUUGCCAAUUAAGCCGAUUACAGAAAGGACAUGCAACAGAUGAGUGGUUUCAACUCAGUUCCCAUAUACCCCUGAAGGGUAUUGAGCCAGGAUCUUUGCGUGUUCGAGCACGAUAUUCUAUGGAGAAGAUUAUGCCAGAAGAGGAGUACAGUGAGUUUAAAGAGCUCAUACUCCAGAAAGAGAUGCAUGUAGUCUAUGCCUUAUCACAUGUUUGUGGACAGGACAGAACACUGUUGGCUGGCAUUUUAUUGAAGAUUUUUCUUCAUGAAAAGCUUGAGUCACUAUUGUUACGAACACUAAAUGACAGGGAAAUAAGCAUGGAAGAUGAAGCUACUACUUUGUUUCGUGCCACCACUUUAGCAAGUACACUUAUGGAGCAAUACAUGAAAGCCACAGCGACACGUUUUAUUCACCAUGCACUGAAAGACAGUAUAUUAAAGAUAAUGGAGAGCAAGCAGUCUUGUGAGUUAAAUCCCUCAAAAUUAGAAAAAAAUGAAGAUGUAAACACUAAUCUGGCACAUCUACUCAGUAUACUGUCAGAAUUGGUGGAGAAAAUAUUCAUGGCUGCAGAGAUACUGCCUCCGCUUCAGAGCAGGCCCUGGAAAAGUCCUGGACUGGCCUCCUGGAGUUAGCGGCAGAUGGAAGCUGGAUGCAGGAACACACAAAUUCGGGAACACACGGAUCAGGAUCAAAGGCAGACGAACAGACGGGAGUCCUCCCAGGACACCAGCCAUGGACAAAGAGAGCUUGACCCUCGUGACCCUUCAGAUUUAUACUGAGUAUGAUGCGUAUGGGAUGGAAUACUUUGGUCAAUUUUGGUCACCUGUCUGGUCUGCUCCUCCCCACAGGAGGGUCUUAUGUGUGACCCCUUUCCUCCCUUCUGGUUCGGAAGCAUAAGAUGUUUUUUCAGAACCAAGCAGUGGCCUUGGUUCUGCAUACCAUUCUCCAGCAGUAACUAUAAACAUUGAGCGUUAUCAGUCCUAGAAGCAGACACUGACUGAGAAACAUGCCAUUAAUUUCAGCAGGUGCAACUACUUAGAAGAGACUUCACUGAAAAGUAAAAUUACUAGAAAGAAAAUUGGUUUUAUCCUGGCUCAAACUGGGACACCGUGCUGAACUUCACUCCUGAUUUUCUCUACCUCCUCCCCACAAGUGGCGCAGGGGAACAGGGAAUAAGGGUUGUGGUCAGAUCAUCACACAUUGUCUCUGCCGCUCCUUCCUCCUCACGCUUUUCCCCUGCUCCAGCAUGGGAUCCUUCCCACGGGAGACAGUCCUUCAUGAACUUCUCCAACUUGGGUCCUUCCCAUGGGCUGCAGUUCUUCAAGAACUGCUCCAGCAUGAGUCCUCCAUGGAGUCACAAGUCCUGCCAGUAACUCUGCUCCAGCAUGGGCUCCUUUCUCCAUAGGAUCACAGGUCCUGCCAGGAACUUGCUCCAGCACGGACUCUCCACAGGGUCAGAGCCUCCUUUGGGUGCAUCCAUUUGCUCCAGUGUGAGGUUCUCCAUGGGCUGCUUGUGGAUAUUUGCUCCACUGUGGACCUCCAUGGGCUGCAGGGGGACAGCCUGCCUCACCGUUGUCUUCACCAAGGGCUGCAGGGGAACCUCUGCUACAGCACCUGGAGCACCUCCUGCCCCUCCUUCUUCACUGACCUUGGUGUCUGCAGAGUUGUUUCUCUCGCAUAUUCUCACUCAUUGCUCUUUCAGCUGCUGUUGCACAGCAAUUUUUUCGUCUUCUUAAAUAUGUUAUCAAAGAGGUGCUACCACUGGCACUGAUUUGCUCAGCUUUGGCUAGCAGCAAGUCCAUCUUGGAGCUGGCUGGAACUGGCUGUGUCUGACAUGGAGGCAGAUUCUGGCAUCUUCUCACAGAAGCCACCCCUGUAGGCCCCCCCCCGCUACAGAAACCUCACUAUGCUAACCCAAUACAACACAAAUGCUUUUGGCUAUCACAUGUGCUUUUCUUCAUGGGAGAAGCUACUAGAUCCAAGGGUUCAGGGAAAGAAGAAAAAAAUUAAAAUAUCAAUAUAUUAUCUCCACAAAGAGGAGACAGUACUAGUUAGCAGAUAAUUGUAUAUAUUUAAUUUGGUUACCAAUUCUUUCCAGGUCUCCUACUCUGAAAAACAGAUGGAAUAAUUAACAGCAUUAAAAAUACAAAUGGGUGCUAGUAGAAUGACACCCUGCUGUGAUUACUUCUGUCCAUUGUGGAAAUGCACAGGUUAUUCUUUUCCUUUUUUAAAAAAAGCUAAAAUAACUUGUUUAGACUGAAACAAUUGAAUAAAAAUUGUGUAGUUCUAA